Molecule: messenger RNA, 6340 nt
Organism: Paramormyrops kingsleyae
Lineage: Eukaryota; Metazoa; Chordata; Actinopteri; Osteoglossiformes; Mormyridae
Product: nuclear receptor-interacting protein 1-like
Biological process (GO): regulation of transcription by RNA polymerase II
Cellular component (GO): nucleus
Molecular function (GO): transcription coregulator activity; signaling receptor binding
Source: RefSeq, a predicted model, not a curated record
GAGCGAGCGGGGGAGUGAACGAGGGAGGAGCGCAGCGCACACUGCAGUCGUACGGCCGGGGAUCCCUGGGAUAAACAAUCAGUCGCGCUCUUACAUUGUUAUUGUUCGGUCGCUACGGAUGUUUUUAUUAUCGCCCCUUUAACGCCGCUACUCCGCUGACGCGCCCGGGAACCGCAGCCCCGGACCUGCGAAGGAUUUCGCCCUUUCAGGAGAGCCAGCGCAUUUUUCCCCGGAGUCCAGUCCACGUCGAGCCAUCUGGUCAGCGGCGAGGGCAGGUCCUCCUCUGCCCCUGGAGGGUGUCAGAAUAGACAGAGAGGGUGUCAUUCAUCUGACAGAGCCCCCCCGCCCCCCCCCCGACGCUGUCACGGGACGUAUCAAGACGGCCUGGAUGAUCAUCUAACCGCUGCUGAAAGAAGAGGGCUUGGAGUGAAGACCACCCUCCCUGCCUCCAAGGAUGGAGAAGGCGUGCCCCUGAGAGUCGUGACCCACACCUGACUUCUUCCGCCGUUCUGUCUGGGAUAAGACACGCACCCCGCUCCCCGUGACCGGCGGCCCACCCUGAAGGCCGGACAGGUUUCGCCUGUGAGCUGGUGUGAUUUUUCUAAGCCCCGCCUGACGGCUCGAGCGAUCCUGACGUCGAACAUGACUCAUGGGGGGGAGCCUGGCUCAGAGACGCACCAGGAUUCAGCUGUUCUAACGUAUCUGGAAGGUUUACUGAUGCAUCAGGUGGCUGGCCGGCCGAGCGGUGCCGUGGCUGCGCAAAGGCCUGAGGGCAGGCCUGGCGGCCAGGAUCAGGCCGACGGGGCGGCCAGGGCCCCGCCACCCCCCCAUAGCCCCGCCCAGCAGGAUAAGAGGCCAUCUCCCGGGGGGCCUCCGCGGCACUUCAAGAAGGCCCGGCUGCUCCGGUCUGAGGCCUGGAGGGAACCGGAAGGUCAAGCACUGCGGGUUCCCACCGGGGGCACCAAUGAGCAGGGUAUGGCCCCCAGGGGUGGGGCGGCAGACAGCUCCGCUCAGGGGGAGAGCACUUUGCUGGCCUCGCUGUUGCAGUCCUUUGGCUCACGGCUUCAUGGCGCUGCCGUUACACAGCAGGUCACGCGGGACCUGAAAGAAUCGGAGCCCAAGCAGGACCUGAAGGAGCCGGAGCUUAAAGAGCCGGAAUCAAAACAGCCAGAUGCCAAGCAUCAGGAGCCUCAGGCGAACAAGGAGGACCCCCGCUGCUGUGGGACAGCGUCUGGUCGCCUGAAGAGUCUGAUGAGGAGGAGCCGAACACAGAACCAUGGCGAUGUGCCUUACCGCCGGCGGACAGCCCAUGAGAGUCCGCCGCAGGACACCCCGCGCCUCCCCAGCUCUGACUCCUGCGCCACGCGCCUGAAAGCUGUGGCUGGUCUGGCAAAGGUCCGGUCCAGCCCAGCAUCCUCGCCCAGGCCGAGUGUGGCCUGUAGUCAGCUGGCCCUGCUGCUGUCCAGCGAGGCGCACCUCCAGCAGUACUCCCGGGAGCAGGCCAUGAAGGCCCAGCUGUCCAGCCGGGCGGCCAGUGAGCGGCUCGCCGCCAUGGCCACUCAGAAGGAUAAGCACGGGCAGCCUCGGCUGACCCCAGAUGCCGUAAGCUCCUUAAAUGCCCAACACAGAACACACCCUCAUCUGCCCCUAGACUCCCAUAAACAAAAUCCAUCCCCGGUUCCAGGACAGAGCCGGCUUCAUGGCUCUCCCCAGAAUUCCCUCACUGCCCGAGACAAGCGUCCUCUGAGCAAGCAUAGUGCCAGGCCCUCGCAGACCUGCAGCAGCUUGCUUUUGCUUCUUCUGAACAACCACAACAGCAGCAAUGGCCACCCAGAGAGAGAAGACAGCACCCUUCCUGUCCAAAGAUCCCCACUGCCGUCAGAUGGAGAGUUUUCCAACCAGGAGAAUGGCCACGCUAAGGAGAACAGUGACGCAGAGAGCUCCUACUCCUGCUGUUCUCCUAUCGACCUCUCUGUCAAGAGCAGGAGCACUGGGCCUGUGCUUGGCUCAUCCUCUUCCUCCUCUCUGGACAAGCUCACAGAGUCCUUGAUAAAGAAGUGGAAGCCGGAGACGCCGGGGUCAGAGACGGAGGAGCUUAAAAUGAGGCGAGAGGUGAAAUCCCCACAGAAAGUCACGCUCCUGCAAUUACUGCAGGAUCAUAAGAAUGCAGAGCGGCCAAGCAGAAUCACAGAGCAUCCUUCAGAGUUUCAGCGUGACGUAAUUCCUAAGCUCAGCAACGUGCCUAAAGGACGGUUUACGCCAACGACUCUCAGCGAGCGGUCGGUGACACAGAGUCCUGCCAAUGGGAUGCCUGAUAAGAACUUUCAGUCCUCGUCCACAUUUCCCAGUGGGCAAGACUCCAGUGGCGCUGUGUCUCCAUACCGCCUUUAUGCUUCUCCUCAUAUUCAGUCUACCCCCCUGGACUUGUGUAAGUCCAAGUCCCACCCAAGCGAAAGUGUCCAAGAGCCCGCUUUUAGUGCCAGUAAACUUCUGCAGAACUUAGCGCAGUGCGGAGUGCAGAAUGCUGCCCCUUCACCACCACAUGGCGCUCCUAUGCCCCCCAGUAAAAGGUUGUGUAGGGGACUGGAAAUCAAAGCGGAUAAGACUCUACCGGAAAGACUUCCUGCGCCAGUUCAGCAGAACCAGUCCCCCAUGUUAGAUGGGCCCCAGGAGAACCAUAGACCUCACAUGCGGGGCCUGUCUUCGCCUGUGUCAGAGAUCGAGAAUCUUCUUGAGAGGAGAACGGUCUUACAGCUUCUCCUAGGAAACAGCACCAGCAAAGACAAACCAGGCAGCAAGGUUAGCAGAGAGUUUUUGACAGACUCUUAUGAAAAGCAGUCUGAAAAAGUCACUACCUGUGAUCGCUUCAAUGGACCUUCCCCGGAUGUAAAGAUCAAAGUUGAGCCAGAAGAUGAAGGUCAACUAUCUGAUGAUGCUAGAGGGGUUGAGAGGUCCUGUAAUGAGAAUGCCAGGCGUUGCCUAGACUCUGUUCCGCCGCAGGACGUCAAAUCCGAGCCAGCUCCUACCGAGACUGUCCCCAAGGAUGGUCUCCUCAGCCAGCUCUUAAAACAGCAGCCAAGAAACCACCAAGCAAAUGCACAAGCAGAUGUCAGUGUGGGGAAUGCAAACGAGGAGCGGCAGGAGCAUCAAGGACUUGUAAUCCCUAAGAAACGGAGGAUCUGCUUGGAGUUGGAGAGUCGCUUGAGCAACGAUCCCACCCAAAUGUCAGCGGGCAAAGCCACCCAAAAAGGUACUGCUGCCACGGGUGACCGCCCGGCUUCUAGGAUGCCAGAGUGGAGUAGCGUCAGACAGACGAAAAACCCGCAGCUAGCUGAUCUUCCUGCCAGUUGUCUUGGUAGCGAAUCCCCACCAAAAGGUGGGCGGACCUUCAAUGUGUUGAAGCAGCUGCUGCUCUCGGACAACUGCCUGAGGGACUUAGCUCAGCCUGGGGGCACCUCCAGCCCCCCCGCCUUGUUGACCCACUGCAAGACCAAUGGGAGUAUGUCACUGGGUCUUUCUCACGAUUCUAGCAGCUCAAAGUGGAACCUUGGUGUGCCGGGGCUGGGACCUUCUGAACUCAAAGGAACAAUUCUUGAUUCACCUUGGGGCUACCCAGGUGCACGCCAGGAAAAAACAAACCCUGUUCCCUUUAACAAAGAGAGCGAGGGACCCAUUCAGGGGGUGAUUAGCAGGAAAGAUAAACAGGACUCGGACUUUGACUCCCCAAGACUUACAAAGUCUAACCCCAUCUUGUACUACAUGCUUCAGAAGGGCAAUGCUCAUCUCGCGAGAGAGGUACGAGACCUCGGGGCAGAGGAGCAUCAUGAGGUUCAGGUAAAGGAUGAAUCUGAGGUGGAUGUGAAAGACUAUGACCACAAACUGAACUUAAAAUGUCACCUGAAGCCACACGACGAACAGCGAGGAGAAGAAGGCGGGCAGCUCAAUGGGUCUCUGGAGAAAUGCUGACUCUUCAGCACAAGGGCAUGCGAUUUAACUACUCGGGACUUGAAGGUCCCGGUGUCUUUGGGUUUUGUAAUGCGUUUGCUUUGCUUACUAGUUUUGUUUAAGCAUGUUUAAGAUGGGAGUAUGUUUGGGUCAGUUAAGUGCAUCGCAAAUGCGACUAACAGAAUUAACACAAACCUGAAUGAUUGUUUUGUUUGUAGUAUUUUAACCUAUUUAUAAUCUGCAUCUUGGUUCCUGUUUUGAAAACCAGAGAUGUCUGGUGGGGUUAAAAUGAAAAGAUUUAUGCACAAAAUAAAAUAAUUAUGGGAAAACUCACCCACACUAGAUGAGUUCAGAAACAUCCACGCAGAGGCUUUGAAAUGAUCCUAGCCUUAUGAGGUUAUUUGUAAAAGGGCCCCUACAUCACAUUGUACUUUUCUGAGCCUGUUAAUACUUUGAAAAGACCGAAAAGUCAGUGCUACUUCAGUCAGUCCAGUCUUUAUCCCCUCAUGUUCAUCCAGGGAUUUACUCUACAAAUAGGUUCUGUGCAGAUACUGGAAAUUAAAUAUUCUCUGAAACCUCGGGAAUUUGAGAGUAACCUGGGGAAGUAGGAUCUAACGUCAAAUCAGGGAUACGCUAAUGCUACCCAGCCUCGUCGUUCACCUUAGCAGCUCACAAAAAGACACGUAUCACCGAUACACGCUCUGAGAGCCUUUUCUGCAGAAGGAUCCAUGUGGGUCUUUGUCUGAACAGAGAGGGUCUCUAAAUGUUGGUAUUUAGCAGAGCUAGGUGUCAGCUAAAGGUCAGUCCACGAAGAAGCAGCCAGUUCCCGUACACAGAGCUUCAUUUGGGCCUUCACGUUGGAGAUUUAUCUUAUGGUGUUGUGAGUUUUCCCCACAGUUACGGGAGAGAUUUAUGUUUCGAUGUCGUGAUGAGCUGGUCUUAGAAGAUGUUAUGUACGGCUUUCGUUGAUACUUCGGUGAUGUUUUUUUGCUGUGUAUAUUGAAAUUCAGCAGUGCCAAAUCUUGAAAAAUGUAACGUUAAUGUAUUUGUGAGGAAGAGAUAUGGGGAUUGAGAUGUGAGUUGUUGGGUCGUAUCAUAGCAGAACUGCUUUUAGGUCCAUUUUCGACAGAAAACAUCAAAUCAAUGUCAGGCCUGAGAUUAGAGAAUGCCUGUUUCUGGGAAAAUAGGGAAAUACAAAUAUACCAUCACCACCUGGUAUGGUUAGAUGUCUAAUAUCUUGUUACGUCCGGAAGGUUCUGCGAAGAUGUGAAACUGAUUAAGGCUGGGACCACUUCUGAAGAGCGGACCCCUGUACUGGGCUCAUGGGCUUGGGACUGGAGUGGAGAGCAGCAGCUCGACCAGAACCUUCUCUUUAUUCCUGAGCAAAUGCUUUAAUUAUAUAUGUUAUAUAUGCUUAACUUAUAUACGUUUCGCCAAUAUGCACAGCAGGAUGAUUCACAGAAGCAGUUUGCCCUACUAACAAGUAUCACAGCAGGAUUAAUCCUAACGUUAAUCCUGAGUCUGAACCCUUAACCUAUUAGCUACGAGGUCCGUUUGUACGAGGUCCGUUUGUAAAGGCACUAGGCGACCGCCUGCCCUGGCUGUGAUUACUGUUUAUCGGAUCAGUGUUUUUCCAGUGUAGAAUCGAAGAAGCAUGUUGAUCAGACUGUCCUGUCAUGAACAUGACAUUUUAAAAGAUUUCAGUGUGACAUAUGUAUAUUUUUUCAGUAUUAAUGUACAUGUCCUCUAUUUACAGUCGAUGUUUCGAUGAGUGGUUUAAAACGUAUGUAAAUAGGUCUUUCGUUAAAAAAAAACAAAACUAUUUUGUACCGUUCACAAAAAAAAAAAAGACGACAUACCGAUUUUCAAUUCUGAAAACGAAUGUAAAUUCUGUGUCAUAAUGUACAUAACAAGAAAGAGGUGGAAAUGCUUAUUUUGCAUGUGUCUCUGUUGUAAGUUUAUGAUAAUCCUUGUUCUGGGGUGGGGGGAAAAAAGUCUGGUGCUCCACAGUGGGGCCUGUUGCAUGUACAUGCAUGUAGGUUCGAUGAAGAAAACAGCACUGAAUGUGGGAAUAUAUAAAAAAGUAACAAAGUCUUAAGCAGCCUUCAUUCCCAUCAAUGGCCAUCGCCAGCAGUGGGUGAAUCUACAGGCCAGUACGGAAAGCGCGUCACAUGUGCUGUUGCUGUUGUCCAGACCAGACCUGUCUCUCCGCCCGGUUGACUUCUGCCCUUCAUCUCCCGGGGGGGCGGCCUCAGACAGACGUUAAACCGUCCGACUUUUCUGCGGCAUCCCCAUGCACAUUACCUGUAUCCUGUAUUCUUUUCUUUAUGUUCUCAUUUGUUGGUGUUUACCUGCACAGAUUUUAAAUAAAGUAAUGAAAUGCACAAUUUGAAAA